AUGGACUUCAGAAAAACAAACAGGAAACUGGAUGAGUUAUGUGACAAACUGAACAGCUUGGUAAAUGAAGUACGUAGUAAUAAAACAGAUGCAGCACAAGCUGCAACCAGUCGGUCUGUUCCGAAAAGGGAAAAGAUUGCUGAAAUGAGUGACGAAGUGGUAGACAGUAAUCCAUAUAGUCGUUUGAUGGCUCUAAAACGAAUGCAAAUUGUGAAGGACUACGAAAAUAUUCGCAAAAAGACUGUUUUAAUUGUUGGUAUUGGUGGUGUUGGAAGCGUUGCUGCUGAAAUGCUGACUCGGUGUGGUGUUGGAAAACUUUUGCUUUUUGACUACGACAAGGUAGAGUUAGCUAAUAUGAAUAGACUGUUCUAUCAGCCAAGCCAAUCAGGAUUAAGCAAGGUUGAGGCUGCAUGCAACACAUUGAAAGUGAUUAAUCCGGAUGUUGAAAUUGACACAUAUUCUAUGAACAUAACAACUGUCGACAAUUACAAGAUUUUCACGGAAAAAAUCAGGAAUGGAAGUCUUAAUGGAGGUAAAGUUGAUCUUGUUUUGAGUUGUGUUGACAAUUUUGAAGCGAGAAUGACAAUAAACACGGCCUGUAAUGAGGAGAAUCAAAUAUGGAUGGAGUCUGGCGUUAGUGAAAAUGCUGUAUCUGGACAUAUACAAUAUAUUGAGCCUGGUCGAACUGCGUGUUUCGCAUGCACUCCACCGCUAGUCGUGGCGUCAAACAUAGACGAACGGACGUUAAAAAGGGAAGGAGUUUGUGCAGCGUCGUUGCCGACAACUAUGGCCGUUAUUGCUGGCUUUUUGGUGCAGAAUGCCUUGAAAUUUCUGCUUAAUUUUGGUGAAGUCUCAUCUUACGUUGGUUACAAUGCCUUAUGUGAUUUUUUCCCACGCCAUGACCUUCUUCCGAAUCCACAUUGUGAUGAUCUUUUCUGCAAGCAGAGGCAGAAAGAAUACCAGGCAAUUACUCAGUUGUUUGAGAGGAAGGUGAAAGAAGCUCCAAAAGUUACUCAGCUGGAGCAAGACAGUGUUGUUCAUGACGACAAUUCUUGGGGUAUCGAACUUGUCGAAGAGUCAUCUAAAGAUUUGGCUGCUAAAGAAAAGGUUGAGGUGAAGGAAGGGUUAGUAUUUGCUUAUGAACCGAAGGAUGUUGACCAAGGCGUCAAAAAUGAAACAGCUAAAGCUACGGAAGCUGAUUUAGCGUCUUUGAUGUCACAGUUAAAGAGUUUAUGA
This is a messenger RNA of Enterobius vermicularis (human pinworm), 1236 nucleotides long. The record is from the annotation of a GenBank genome assembly. NCBI's taxonomy places the organism in Eukaryota, Metazoa, Nematoda, Chromadorea, Rhabditida, Oxyuridae.